Candidozyma haemuli is the source of this 642-nucleotide messenger RNA. Its product is annotated as ureidoglycolate hydrolase. Bases 1 to 642 code for a protein of 213 amino acids. Lineage: Eukaryota; Fungi; Ascomycota; Pichiomycetes; Serinales; Metschnikowiaceae. The record is from RefSeq and is a predicted model, not a curated record. The transcript has a single exon. Gene Ontology annotation, molecular function: ureidoglycolate hydrolase activity; ureidoglycolate lyase activity. Gene Ontology annotation, biological process: allantoin catabolic process.
AUGUAUUUGCACACAUUCGAAACAUCUUCUGUUGGUCCAGUCAAGGCUGAGUUGCUCACUCCUGAGAACUUUCUGCCUUAUGGUGGAGUGCUCAGCGCAGACGAACAAAUCAAGAAUGCUCAGGCUUCCAGUGCAAACUAUGGCACUGCUGUGAAGUUGCAUAAGGUGGCGCCUGUGACUAAUAAUUUCAAGAAUUGCAAGAGUGGAAAGCCUGCUCAGGCAAACUGGAACAUCUUCAGGUGCUCUGCUCCUAAGCACUUGAUCUCUGGCUCAAAGACAAAGAGCUACAAGUCAACGGUUCUUGAAAGACACCCAUACAGUUCUCAGACAUUUGUGCCCAUGGGCCAGGACUUGAGUAAAGUGUCGUAUCUUGUCGUUGUGGCAGACACAGACGAGUCUCUGCCUGAUAAACUUCCGAACCCAAAGCUGAUCAAGGCCUUCUUGUGCAGAGGCAACCAGUCUGUCACUUACGGUGCUGGCACCUGGCAUGCUCCUAUGGUUGUGAUUGACGAGAAGAUCCCUCACAUUGACUUUGGCGUGUUCAUUCAUGAAAACGGUGUCGCUGGUGAAGAUUGCCAGGAAUGCUCCUUCGACCCAGGCUACAGCAUCGAGUACGCCGACCCAUAUGCCGCAAGACUUUAA